UUUUCUAUUUUAUUUUGUUUAGUUAUGUUUUCGUUUUCCCUCCCAUCCAACGACAUAGCAUUCCGGUCAUUGCAUCUGGAAUUCCAAUUUUGCUCUCCGUCGUCUCCACCACCAGACGGAGGUUUGUCUCUUUUACCUUUAUCAUCAUCUAAGAACAUCGCCAAUUUGUUGAAAUCGCAGUUCUCUAUGUAGUAGGAAUUUAAAGCCCCAACUUUGUUCUGUUAGACUUUUUAUCAAUUAGGGUUCCCCCCCGUUCUGCCUCCCAUUCUAUUUUCACAAUGGACGGCGACAUUUGCCGGUGGAUUAUCGAAUUCAUACUCCGGACUCCAAUGGACCAUCACCUGCAGAAGAAAGUUAUGGCGGCUGUUCCCCUCCCAGAUAAGGAUUUUCGCUUGACGAAAACGGUGCUUUUAGAGUCCAUAGAGAGCGAAAUAUUCGAAGCUGUUGUAACGGAGAAAUUACUUGAAAGUUUUGAGUAUAUAGAGCAGUUAGAUAAGGCUGAAGGGCUUGCAAUCAUGGAAUCAAUGAAAGCGGCUUAUUGUGCUGUGGCAGUGGAAUGUACUGUGAAGUUCUUGCUAGUGGAAGGCAUUCAGAAGGAUGGAAGGUACUUUGAUGCUGUGAGGAGGAUUUGGAGUGGAAGAGUUGCGAAUUUGGAGAGGUCCGGCAAGAGCAAGUUGGUUUCGAGGGAAUUGAAAGCAUGGAAGGAUGAAUUUGAAUUGUCACUUUGUGAUAAAAAUGUUAGGUUGAAGCUGGUGCAUAUGAAUACGAGAUAUGAUGCCCUGAAACUGACAAGAGACUAUCUGACUGAGGCAUGGGCGGUAAUUGGUCCGUCGUUUAUUCAUUUGUCUGCUUCUUUGAUGGAUAAAAGGGUGGUGAAUGAAAUGCAGUCUACUCAGUUAGAGAAGGUAAAAAACAAAAUGGCUACUGAGAGUGAGGUUGUAGGUGGCAGUGAUGAGAUUGAAUUGCCCUCCCAAUCGGAGAAUUAUGCAAGACCAGAGCGGCAGGGAGGUGGAGAAGUCCUUAGUCAACCUGAAACAAGAAAUGAUUUGCUAAAUAGGCAUCAGGAUUUGAGUACUAGCGAGGGUUCUAAACAGCCAGCCACUGUUGCUACGACCACAGAGAGAGUUCAAGAGUUGGCUGCCGAAACAGCGGAAGGGGAAGAAUUGGUUGAGAAGGAGGUUGCAGUUUUGCACUAUCCAAGUCCACGUCGAGGUGAAAAUGUGAAGACUUCUGCAGUGCCAAGAUGCAAGUCCCUUGCAUUUCAUAGACGUGUUAGAGGAGGAGCUAAAAUUAGUCAACUUGAGGACUUGGAGAAUGAGAAUGACAACUUAUUUGGAAGAUAUACUUGCCUAGAUACUCCUGAAGUUAACCGGGUCCGAGAAGCGCUUAAAGCAAGCUCUUUAGAGUUGCAAGCAGCAGUGAAUGAUCCACUUCCGGAUGCAUUGCGUGUAGCAGAAUCUGUAGCUAACGCCCUGGCCGAAAAGAAGAAAACUUGUGAGCAUUCUUCAGAGGGCCGAACUGAUGCUGGCUCUUCCAAUCCAACAAUUAACAAGUAUGCUGUGCCUCUUCAGUCUGUGAGUGCAAAUCUUAAAAAUCUAUGUAAUGGUCGUAAGAUAAUUUUUCCACGGCCUAGCAUCAUGGAACGCAACAGUACAGCUUGUACAUAUGAGUGGAAUGAUUCAAUAGAUGAUUUACCUGAAGGAAGUAACGCCAACAGACUUCGUCUUCCUAGUCCCAAGAGAAAGGAUAUUUCUCCCUUGAAGAAGUAUGAAGAAACCAAAGUUGUUCGGAGAAGGCAGUGUAAGAAGUGGAGCUUGCUCGAAGAAGACACCUUAAGAACUGCGGUGCAAAGGUUUGGUAAAGGAAAUUGGAAGCUCAUCUUAAGUAGCUAUCGUGAUAUAUUUGAUGAAAGAACAGAGGUUGAUCUGAAGGAUAAGUGGAGAAACAUGACGAGAUACUAAUGACUUUCCUAGUCCAGAUCCAAACUCGUGCAUUGUAGAUUAUUUAUUAUUUUUGAGAGAUUGUAGAUUAGAUUAAGUUAUUAACCAUGAAUUAUAGGGCUAUUUCUGUAAUUUCAAGUAGUCGACCCUGAAACAAAACUAAAUGGCCCUUGAAUUUUGAUUUUAAUGUGAAAAUAGAAAGAUUGACAAUAUCAAUGUAAAUGAAAAUGUUGAAGUAGAAUGCCAUGUUUUGCCAUUGUUAAA
Molecule: messenger RNA, 2204 nt
Organism: Cucumis melo (muskmelon)
Lineage: Eukaryota; Viridiplantae; Streptophyta; Magnoliopsida; Cucurbitales; Cucurbitaceae
Exons: 5
Coding region: 279-1961 (560 amino acids)
Source: RefSeq, a predicted model, not a curated record